AAAUGUCGUCACCUUUAAAACCCACUCUCUCUCUGCAAAUCUAAAACCCUUCGUCUUGCUCUCCACGAAAACCCAGAGACCUCUCUCUCUCUCUCUCUUUCUCUCUCCUCUCCCCCAAUUCUCAACAAGAUGAACAACCUCACCAAGCUCACCUCGCUCAACGCCAUCAGAUCCCUCCGCCAUUCUCACUCGCCGUCGCCGGCGACGGCUCUCCGGACCCUCACAACCUGCUCGUCGCUCAUCCGCAACCGCUCGAUCGCGUCCUCUCCGGCUGCUUCUUCGCUCCGUCCGGCGCAGAGCUUUCUCGGCGGCGUGCGACAUUUCCGUGCCGGCAACAACAGCGAUUCGAGAAGCCAUGAGAUUGCUCCUCCAAUCAACUGGGGAAUUCGGAUUGUGCCGGAACGUAUGGCUUGUGUGAUUGAGCGCUUAGGGAAGUACCACGCCACUUUGCACUCUGGGAUGCAUUUCUUGAUUCCACUUGUCGACAGAAUUGCUUUCGUGCAUUCGUUGAAAGAGGAAGUGUUUAAUGUGCCUGACCAGACAGCUGUUACCCAAGACAAUGUUAGGGUUCAGGUUGAUGGGGUUAUUUACCUUAAGAUUGAAGACCCCCACCUGGCCUCUUAUGGAGCUGAGCAUCCUUUUGAUGCAGCUAUUCAGGUUGCUCAGGGGAUCAUGCGUUCUGCACUUGGGAAACUUACUCUUGACAAUGCAUUCAAGGAAAGGGAAAACAUCAACGAUGAGAUAGUGAGGGGUGUCAAUGAAGCUGCAACAUCAUAUGGCUUGAAGUGCAUCCGAUGUGUGAUAAAGGACAUAAAUCCUCCUCAAACAGUGAGGCAAGCAAUGGAACUGCAAGCAGAUGCAGAACGGAAAAAGAGAGUUAAAAUUCUUGUGUCUGAAGGUGAGAGGGAUGCUGCCAUUAACCAAGCAGAAGGGGAGAGGCGUGCUGCAUUUUUGGCUGCCGAAGGAGAACUUGCUAAAGCAGAUGCAGCUUCCAAAGGAAUUUCACUUGUAUCUAAGAGUCUUAUGGAAGAAGGGGGUAUAGAGGCUGCUGGUUUGAAAGUCGCUGAGCAGUAUGUUAUGGCUUUUGGAAAUGUCGCCAAACAGAGCACAACACUUUUACUUCCCAAUGAUGCUACUGGUCUCUCCUCCCAGAUUUCUCAAGCCAUGUUGCUUUACAAAAGGUUGGGUGGGAAACCGACCACUGGAUCAACUGGAGGCUUUGAGGCCGUUACUCCCUCGGAAAAAUCUCAGAGUGCCACUAAAGUGAUUGAGGAUGAAACAGUCGGUGAAGAUAAGGCUUCAAAGUUUUCCCUUCAAAACCGGCCUGGGUUUUCUCUUCAAAACAACAAGUAGAAUGUAGGUGAAUCUUCUCAAUAUCACAAUCGGAGAGCUUUUGGGUCUUGUCCAUUUUAAUAUGAGCUGUAAUUAACUAGUAGGUAUUACAUCCCUGCUGUGCCAGAUAUAGACUACUCCUGAGAUGGAAAUUUUUGUCUGGUUUGAAAGUUGAAACUGAUUCAACAAUGAUAUGAAUUCUCUGAUCAUUUAGGUGAAGUGGGGUUUUACUUGAUUACUAGUUACAAGUAAUGCAAUUACUUUUCGGUUCA
Fragaria vesca subsp. vesca is the source of this 1604-nucleotide messenger RNA. Its product is annotated as stomatin-like protein 2-like. Gene Ontology annotation, cellular component: membrane. Lineage: Eukaryota; Viridiplantae; Streptophyta; Magnoliopsida; Rosales; Rosaceae. The coding region runs from base 130 to 1353 and encodes 407 amino acids. The transcript has 9 exons. The record is from RefSeq and is a predicted model, not a curated record.